GCUGAAAUUCCCAGGGAUUAUCACAGCGCUCCAUAAAACUACAGGAAGGAUUAGGAGAGGAGACACCACUAUAAGACUUGCUGAACGAGUCACAAGAUGCGUCUUGUGUGGCUAUUUCUCUUUUCACUGUCUGUACUCGUGACACCUUCUGAGGAGACAAUAGAAGCAUGGGACCUCUCAGCGGUGCUCUCCUCCUUGGGUCAUGUUUUCCAUAGAACUGAAUCUGAAGUAGCAAUGGAUAGAAGCCUAACAAGAAAGAAGCGUGACGCUGCAGUGAUUCCAGAAUACACGGUGGAUAUAGAGAUCAGCUUUCCUGACCCCUCCUUUGCAAGUCUGAUAAAGCAAUUCAUCAGGAACAACCUGACUCUGCCCAUGCAACUUGGGUCUAACGACACAACAAUUACAAACAUCAGCAUCACCACAGAGUGUAACCAGACUGGAGGAGAUGUGCAGUGUUCCUGUGAAGACGGGUACAGCUGGCCUGACACUAUAUGUAACUCGUACAGUAUUUGUUCCACAUCCAAUGCAAGCAAUUGCAACUGUAUAAAAGGCACAAGCAUCCCUUCUCAGUCGUGUCAUAUUAAUCCAGUGAAUAUCCAACUGAGUUUAAGAAUCCUGGAAACCUUUUCAACAGAUUUUGCCGACUCAACAUCAGCCCUGUACAUUAAAUACAAAAGAGAUCUGGAAUAUCAGUUUAAUAACGCCUAUAAAUCUCUGCCCGGUUUCCAAUCAGCAACCAUUUCAGAUUUCAGACCUGGGAGUAUUAUAGCGGAUUACACUGUUGUCACUGAACCCGUCACUGCUUCAGCAAUCGCAUCAGCCAACCAGGCUCUUAUAUCCACACUCAGCACGAACUACACUGUCGACUCAGUAAUUCGAACUGUACUGACAGGCUACAGCAGCAUCACAGUAAACCCAGCAAAUAUCUUCACCAAUGACACAGUGAACCUGACGUGCAUAUCCAGUAUCGCCACUUAUAACAACGUCUCGUGGUAUUACAAUAAAACCCAAAAGAUCAGUAACAGUUCAUACAGUUGGUAUACCACAGCUGUCGUAGGGGGUGCGGUACAGUCCACGUUAACGAUAUUUCGUGCAUCAUUCAACGAUAUCGGAACGUAUAUUUGCACCAUAGACUUGGACACGAGUUCUUACGUAGUACAGACAGAUUUAUAUGUUGGAUCCUUGGAUCUUGCUGUAAUAAACAGAGCCAUUCCUUGCAAUAAUACAUCCCAAUCUGUGGUACAGUGCUGCACACAAGUGGGAAAUCCUUCGUUUGAUCUUACCUGCCAAACUAAUUCUCCCAUCAGAGGGAUCGCAGUGUCCAGCGCUACAUGUAAGACGUACACCAUUACAGCUGACCCCUUCAGCUGCUCCGGCGUGAGCCCAUUCAGCUAUACCUGUAACUGUUCCACAGGGCACGGAGCAGUCCUGAUGCAGAUAGUCCAAGUGACGUAUACAUCUUCAUCCGUGGCUACUAUUACUGCAAACUCCACGAACAUCUCAGAGGGGACAGCACUAAUGUUGCAGUGCAAAUGUAACGUCGCACCAGUAAGAAAUAUGAGCUGGUACUUCAUCACUAGCAGUGCAAACAACAGCAUUCCUACCCAGUACUAUAGUACUAAUACCGACCUGACCAUGUGUACUUCUAAUCUCAUAAUCCCAAGCAACACUGUAACCGUGGAAUGGAAUGGAACUUUUACCUGUUUGGUGAACUACGGGGGGCUGUUGGCAAGCAAAGCGAUCAAUGUUUUCAGACUGGCCAAACCAAAUCAAAUUAGUAUCAGCCCAAUUAAUUCAGGAUUUACAAAUGGUCAAAUGGUCAAUUUUUCCUGCUGCUUAGAUUUCAUCAAUCAGUACAAACCUACUGGAACAUUACAGAUAUCUGCUGGGUCAGCAGCCGUUACUACACGAGAGAUGUCUGUUAAUGGAAGUUGCUUUAUUGCGAAUUAUACUGCCGGAGUGAGCAAUUUCACAGCUUGUUGCAUACUUACUAACCUACUGGGUGAUACUGUAACAAGUAACGUAAUGACGCUGACUUAUGUUAAAGAUCCAGAGUGUUACCAAAUUAACAUUGGCGUGGGAAAGAACGGUAGCGUUAUCACAGUUUCGUGUAAUACCAAAAACACUAGCCUGACGGGAGACUUGAUCUACACGUGCACCACGGGUAGCGGUCAGGCAUCUUGGGUUGUGAAUGAUUCUCUCUGUGUGCUUGCAGCUCUCAACACGCUCAGUAAUCAAGUGGCGGCCUUAACGAGUCCUGGAUCUGAAACACAAGUUCCUGGUGUGCUUGCGAACCUAAGUUCUAUAGUCGUUUCAGGAAAACAAAGUAUAACUUCGUCUGUUAGUAAUACGCUACUUGUAUUAAGCAUAUUAACGCAAAUCGGAAAUGUUGCUGUGGAUGUGCAGAAACCGGCUAUGCAGAACUUCCUUGAGACGGUCAAUGUUGUCUUGGACGUUUCCUCGAAUGAAACUUGGAAUAACUUACCAAACAGGGUUAACUCAAGUUCAACUCUUCUCCAAUCUGUAGAGAUCUUUGCAGAAAAACUAAACUUCAAUGGAUCGUUGACGAUCGACAACAACACCAAUGUUCAGCUCUUCGGCAGUUCUGACUUAACUGCAAAUUACAACGCAUCUUUUAAUUUUAGCCAGUCAAAUCAUUUAACCGGUGAGGUUUUGAUUAAUAAUUCCACCCUGAGUACUGUGGCAGCUGGUUCCAAGGUCAUAAGUAUUGCGUAUGCUACAUUAAAGGACAUUAUAGGCAACCCAAAUAACUCAAACUCAAGUAGCGCUUGGACUUUGAACGGUCUUGUGCUGACGACAACAGUAACAGGGAACUACUCUAAAUCCAACUUCCAGAUUGGGAUGACUUUUACGAAGAGUAACCAGACAUUAAAUACGGCACAAUGCGUCUUCUGGAAUUUUGACAGCAAUAAUUGGGAUGCGACUGGCUGCACUCCUACCAUUCAUGGAGAGAUUGUAAGCUGUACCUGCACUCACUUGACGUCAUUCUCCAUUCUCAUGUCAUUAAACCCCGUUGACAACAUAGCAUUAGAUUAUAUCUCCUACAUUGGUUUGGGCAUCUCAAUCGUCAGCCUGGUCAUCUGCAUCAUCAUUGAGGGCACCGUCUGGAAAUCCGUGACCAAGAACAAGACCUCUUACAUGCGCCACAUCUGCAUCGUGAACAUUGCUGUCACUCUGCUGAUGGCGGACGUUUGGUUCAUCGUUGGCGCAGCCAUGGCGAACACCAAUCUGCAAGCUUGUGUGGCGGCAACUUUUUUCACACAUCUUUUUUACUUGUGUGUCUUCUUUUGGAUGCUGACCAUGGGACUUAUACUUUUCUACCGCCUUAUGUGUGUCUUCCACGACCUGAGCAAGACCAUCAUGAUGGGAAUAUCUUUCUUCCUGGGAUACGGAUGUCCUAUCAUUAUUUCAGUCGUCACGGUGGCGGUCACCCUACCCAGCAAAAGAUAUCUCCAGCAAAACUCUUUAGGAGUAACAUCUUGCUGGCUCAACAUUUUGGAGAGCAAAGCCUUCCUUGCCUUUGUAGUGCCGGCGCUAACCAUUCUGCUCGUCAAUUUUAUUACGCUGCUCGUGGUCAUAGUUAAAGUCCUCAGACCUUCUGUGGGAGACAGGCCGAAAAAAGAGGAGAAGAGCACCUUAAAUCACAUUGCGAAAUGUAUACUGAUCCUGACGCCACUCCUUGGACUGACCUGGGGAUUCGGGAUUGGAACCAUGUCAAGCUCUUCGGUAGUGAUAGCAGGGAUUUUUGCAGCAUUGAAUUCACUUCAGGGACUAUUUAUUCUGUUGUUCGGGUGUUUGUUGGACAAAAAGGUACGAGAUUCUUUGUUCAGCAGAUUUUCCAUCUCCAGGUGGACGUCACAGCAGACCAAGACUUCCCAUCUCAGUUCUACAGAGCCUGCGCUUCCAAGAGGAGUUUUCAAUUUGUUUGCUAAAAAGGGACUUUACAACAUUUCUUCUGCACAAGUAAGCUCAUCUAGUGAGAUGCCCUCAAAUUCCUACUCACUACUCAAUUGAGCGUAAAGAGACUUUACGCUGAACACGCUUAUACCGCAUAUCUCUCGAUAUGUUCCGUUAUUGUGAUGUUUGUCAAAUCUACUGUAUGCACUUUAUGUUCUACAGCCAAGUCUGUCACCCUUAGUGCACUGGAUUGCAGGCAAACCAUUGACGUCUGAAGUCCUGUUUCCAUUGUAAAUGAAGUUUAUGUUAGGCUGGCAUUUAUGUCCCGUGUAUGAUUUAUAGCCAGACCCGCUAGCAGCCAUCUAGAGUAUGACUAUGUUCACUGACGCUGAAAACGUAAUACAUAAAUAUAUGUGCAAGUCAGCAAUCUACACGUCAUAGCUAUCUAAAACGUAUAGUGUUCCUUUUUUGGAUGUGAUAAUAUGGUAUAGAUUAGAACUGGUAUUAAAAGGCAUCCACCACCAAGAAGGCAGACAUUUUAUAAAUGUUGAUGAGAAUGCGGAAUCAUUAAAUAUUCAGCCUACCACUUUACAAGGACUCAGUGACAUCACCGAGGAUGCCACCUAUCCAUUUUUCGGUAAUAUCAAUGAGGAUGAACAAUAUCCAUUGUUACCAAUGACAUCACUGAGGAUGAACAAUAUCCACUGUAACCAGUGACAUCACAGAGGAUGAACAAUAUCCAUUGUAACCAGUGACAUAACUGAGAAUACAACCUAUCUUGUGUUAAUGAGUGACAUCACUGAGGAUGAACAAUAUCCUUUCAUGGGUAACUAAUAACAUCACUGAGAAUUCAGCCUAUCCAGUGACUAGUAACCAGUGACAUCACUGAAAAUGCCGCAUAUACAGUCACUGGGAUCUUGUGACAUCACUGAGAUGCAGCCUAUCCAGUCACUGGAAGCCUGUGACAUCACUGAAAUGCAACCCAUCUAGUCACUGGGAGCCUGUGACAUCACUGAAAUGCAGUCUGUCCAGUCACUGGGAGCCUGUGACAUCACUGAGAAUGCAGCCUAUAAAGUCACUGGGAGCCUGUGACAUCACUGAGAAUGCAGCCUAUAAAGUCAGUGGGAGCCUGUGACAUCACUGAGAUGCAGCCUAUCCAGUCACUGGGAGCCUGUGACAUCACUGAAAUGCAGCCCAUCUAGUCACUGGGAGCCUGUGACAUCACUGAUAAUGCAGCCUAUAAAGUCACUGGGAGCCUGUGACAUCACUGACAUGCAGCCUAACAAUUUACAAGGCACUGUUAAUUUCACUGGUGAGAAAAGUCCUAGUAACAUAGUUGGAAAGUAUAGGACAAUUAAGUUGAACCAGAGAGAGAACACAGCAUUCCAGCUAGGCAGUUGGCACUUUGUCCCUGCAUUGGAUAAGACCAGCAAUUUUCUCCUGGCUUCAUGCAUUAAUUCCUUGGAGCAGUCGCUGCAUAAUGCAGUCAAUUAAUGGAGAUAGCUCACUGGUUUCCAAACAUUUUUGAAUCACGGCGCCCUAGAAUAUCAGAAUUUUUUUCACGGCACCCCUAGGCCAAACAUUUCUUAUUGAGAAAUUUAGAAAGAAAUAUUACAUUAAGUAGAUCGCGUUUAUAUGUCAUCCUUAGGGUCAUUUGUGUUGAGGGACAAGAUUUGCUUCUGUUUGGCCACAUAUUUUAUGACUGGCAGCCACCAGCACUGGUUUUGCCUAUUAUAUUGAACAUGAAUAAUUUAAAUUGGUCCUGGACCACCAACCCAGGGCACCCCUGCAAGUGUCCCGAAGCACCCCAGGGAGCCACGGCACACAGUUUGGGAACCUCUGAGCUAGCUAAAGAAAGAAUUUCUUGUAAGAAUGACAUAACCACUUAUUUAAUCUAGUUAGCCAAUUGGCCAUAACAACCUCCUUUCCUAGAGAAUUCCAUACUCUCGCUGCCCUUCCAGGAAGGUAUUAAAGAAGAGCUUCAUGCUGUCUGCCUCAAAUUAACAGAACCAUGGUGAUUAACCUUGAUGACCUUUGUAACUGAGGUGCCAGCUGAGUAAGUGACCCCUAAACUGGUCUCACUUGGCACGGCUAUUUUUCACUAUACAGUAUAAUACAGGUUGAGUCUCCCUUAUCCAAAAUGCUUGGGACCAGAGGUAUUUUAGAUAUCGGAUUUUUCCGUAUUUUGGAAUAAUUGCAUACCAUAAUGAGAUAUCAUGGUGAUGGGACCUAAAUCUAGGCACAGAAUGCAUUUAUGUUACAUAUACACCUUAUACACACAGCCUGAAGGUAAUUUUAGCCAAUAUUUUUUAUAACUUUGUGCAUUAAACAAAGUGUGUGUACAUUCACACAAUUAAUUUAUGUUUCAUAUACACCUUAUACACACAGC
This is a messenger RNA of Pseudophryne corroboree (corroboree frog), 6307 nucleotides long. RefSeq names its product adhesion G protein-coupled receptor F5-like. Gene Ontology annotation, cellular component: membrane. The transcript is spliced from 21 exons. Gene Ontology annotation, molecular function: G protein-coupled receptor activity. The coding region runs from base 97 to 4035 and encodes 1312 amino acids. NCBI's taxonomy places the organism in Eukaryota, Metazoa, Chordata, Amphibia, Anura, Myobatrachidae. The record is from RefSeq and is a predicted model, not a curated record. Gene Ontology annotation, biological process: adenylate cyclase-activating G protein-coupled receptor signaling pathway; cell surface receptor signaling pathway.